AUGGCAUCGGAAAAUCAAGAAAAGCCUCAACUUCCUGUCCAAGUUCAACAACAACCAGAAUAUUUAUACGAUGAAGAAGCAACAAUGGCUGAAAUCGCAAAAGGACAAGCUUUGUUGCGGCAAAGUAAGGCGAUUUUCGAGAAGUUCUUGGCUCAUGGUGUUGCAAUUGAUCAAUUUGAACAUGUGAAUGGACGAUUAACAAUGACUGGAUGUCAGGUUAAAUAUCCGGUGAGAAUUUUUAGAUUUAGAAAAGUAUGUAUUUAUUUAUUUAUUCAUAUUUUUGCAGAUCUCAACCGCCGAAGUUCGUCGUCGCACAUCUGCUCCAGAAUUUCUCAAUAGUUCCUCAAUCGCCGGACUUUUGCGUAGAUGUAAAGUGAAAAAUUGCGGAGAAGAUAUGCGAAACAAAUUGAAACAACACGGAAUUGAAAUGACAAUGUGUCGAAGAAAAGGAAUUCCAGCAACUGCACUAACAGGAAUGUCCGAAGGAGAAUUGCUUGAUUUUUCGAAAGAUUUCGAAACUAUCACAAGAGAAAGUUAUCCAAAUAAAGCAAUUGCUAAAUGUAUCACAGAUAAAGUAAAAACACAUCGAGAACAACAAGAAAUUGUUGAUGAUGCAAAUGAGUUCAUGUAAGUUCGAACGUUUUUGGAACCUGAAAAUCAAAAUCUUUCAGGGCAGUGAUGGCGCAUUUUAUGGUUGCAGCCAAUUCUUGUCAACCAGCAUUAACAGGAAUGGCUGAACGACGAGGCGAGAAUGCUGAAUUUGCCGAAGCUAUGGAUACAUUUUCGAAAGUUACACAUGGUUUCGGAACACAAAAUCACAAAACAUGGACUGAACAAUUAUUGAGAAUUGGAACAGAAUUGUGUGAUUAUGUACCAACUGCAAAACCUGAUCAAAUUGAUGUCGAACAUUGA
Caenorhabditis angaria is the source of this 912-nucleotide messenger RNA. The record is from the annotation of a GenBank genome assembly. Lineage: Eukaryota; Metazoa; Nematoda; Chromadorea; Rhabditida; Rhabditidae.